AAAAAAAAAAAAAAAAAAAAAAAAAAAACGCGUGGCCCCUGGCAACAUAACACCCCAUUGAGCCUGUUCUAACAUUCUAGGCAGACUGGAAUCCGAAAAUAAGGAUCAACCACGGGCGCCAAUCGUUUAUUUCUAUCAACCAACCGCCCAAAACAAAACAACUACGUAACACGUCGAUUCGUUAGUCGCGUCGAAAAUCAGCAUUAACCACUUUUUUUUGGACAUUGAAGCGCAUCGAACCCGACAAUAGAAAAUCGCAAACCGCGCGCGCGCAAAAAGCCACCGGCCAAAUAUCCGCCCAACAUGGCUGAGUAUUCAUCAAUGAAGGUUCCCGAGCUCAAGAAAGUGCUCGGCGAACGCGGCCUUCCGCAGUCUGGCAACAAACCAGACCUGAUUGCGCGCCUCAAGGAGGACGACGAGAAGAAGCAGCCUGCCGGCGCAACCACGACAGACAGCAAACCCGCCGCCGAGACCGAGGACGUCAUCAACUGGGACGACGAGGACGACACGGCCGCAGCCAAGCCGCAACCCGCUGCUGCACCAGCGGCGGCUGAGCCGACCAAGACUGCCGAGCCCGCCUCAAAACCUUCAGAGCCUGCGCCUGCUGCGGAGAAGCCAGCAGCUGCGCCUGCGUCAUCCACAAAGGAGGAAGCUGCACCCGCUGCCGCUGCUACCAGUACUGGUGAAGGAGACGAGGCCAAGGCGUCCGCAGAACCCACAGAGCCCGCCAAGCCGACCCUCAGCCAAAACCUCCCGUCUACAUCGGUCGACGCCGAGGCUGCUAAGCGGGCGGCGCGCGCAAAGAGGUUCGGCAUUGAGGCGCCGACGGAGGAUGAAGAGGCGCGCAGGAAGGCGGAGCGCGCAAAGAAGUUUGGCAUCGAGGAUGCCACAAAGGCGCUCGACGCCAGCCGGUUGGACUCGGCGCUGCCGGACCGGCCGCUGAAGCGUGGGCGUGACAAGGGCGACCAGCAGCAAGAGGGUGGCGAGGGCAAGGGGAACGGCGCCAAGCGCCAGCAGCAGCAACAGGGUGGGGGCGACGGACGGAGGAACAACAACAGAGACGGCGGCCGACGCGACAAGAGGAGGGGACGUCCCAACGGCGGCGGUGGCGGCGCCAGGAACGGAGGCGGCGGCGGUGGCGGUUCCGGCAUCCUCAACGACCCGGAGCAGAAGCGUAAGGCUGAGGCGAGGGCCGCAAGGUUCGCUACAUGAUUUACCUGGGUCAUAUCUGGAUUGUUGGGCGGCCUACCUUUUGACUCAGCUUCCUGGGCUUUUCUGUCACCCUGGCUCAAUGGUCGUCAUUUAAUAUAGGUGAUGGCUCAUGGAGCAUUCCAUCACUUUUUUUUUCGGUUCCUUUUUUUUCCCCACGACUGUACAACAAUAAGAUGAUUUUUUUUGUUACCUCUAGCGAAUGGUGAUGGGAGCUUGUUAUAGAAAAGAAUGGAUAGUCGGCGCAAAAAUAUGAGUGGUUUUGCUUUGCUAAUCUUGAUUGCUUAGGUCCGGUUAAAUGUUAAAAAUAAACAAAAGUCUAGACUAGACUAGUCUAGACACCUAUAAGCUGUCCAACCUAAGACGCAAUA
Pyricularia grisea is the source of this 1580-nucleotide messenger RNA. RefSeq lists its product as uncharacterized. The record is from RefSeq and is a predicted model, not a curated record. Lineage: Eukaryota; Fungi; Ascomycota; Sordariomycetes; Magnaporthales; Pyriculariaceae. Gene Ontology annotation, cellular component: nucleus. Bases 304 to 1212 code for a protein of 302 amino acids. The transcript is spliced from 2 exons. Gene Ontology annotation, biological process: poly(A)+ mRNA export from nucleus.